Messenger RNA from Candidozyma pseudohaemuli, 429 nucleotides. RefSeq lists its product as uncharacterized. The transcript has a single exon. The coding region runs from base 1 to 429 and encodes 142 amino acids. The record is from RefSeq and is a predicted model, not a curated record. Lineage: Eukaryota; Fungi; Ascomycota; Pichiomycetes; Serinales; Metschnikowiaceae.
AUGGCCGCUUCCGCCGUCUCUGCCUUGAGAUACGUUACCGUCACCAACGACGGUGCCACCUACGUCGAGACCAUCACCGACCCUGAGGACCUCUCCACCCCAGCCGGUGCUUUCAUCACCUACAAGGUCAUCACCGGUACCAAGGGUACCAACACCUACACCAAGACCAUCUGGUCCACUGGUUACUACUCCUCUGCUGAGACCGAGGCCGAGGCCACCUCUGAGGCUGAGGCUGUCGAGUCUACUGAGGCUGCCGAGACCUCUGCUGCUGUUGAGACCUCCGAGGCUGCUGAGGAGACCACCGCUGCUGCUGAGUCUACUGCUGCUGCUGAGUCUGCCGUUGUCUCCUCUUACGAGGGUGCUGCCGGUAACUUGGGUGUUGCUGCCGGUGUCGCUGGCUUCGCCGGUGUUGCUGCUUUGUUGAUCUAA